Molecule: messenger RNA, 1416 nt
Organism: Toxorhynchites rutilus septentrionalis
Lineage: Eukaryota; Metazoa; Arthropoda; Insecta; Diptera; Culicidae
Exons: 4
Coding region: 46-1344 (432 amino acids)
Source: RefSeq, a predicted model, not a curated record
CUCCCGUCACAUAGCAUCCGCGUCAAUAGCGUCAAUAGCUGGAAAAUGGCUUCUGUGAAUCUGCUGCCGCAUCCAAAUGAUUCCGUUGUCACUAGUGGUAAACGCACACCGACGGUGAAAAAGGCAGUUUCACCAUAUCGUGCCGGAACGGCCAGGAGUCGGUUUACAAAGUCGCCCCGUAAAGGCACAUACGGGACGCUUGAAAGAGGCUUGCUAAUCCAGGAUUCCCUAGAAAGUUCAGGAAUUCCGAGAACUAAAAGUUCCAGCGCAGGCGACGUUCAGUUUAUGAAGAAGGAACCGGACGCUGCCGAAUUGGUGAAUAUUUUCAAGCUAGAUGAUAUCAAGUUUUCAGGAUCCGACGAUGAACAGCCGAAACCAACCCCUGUACAGUCAGUGACGUCGGCUACACACGGGGAAAAGGCAACACAGAGGCCGAGUGGUAUACCGGUGAAAACGAGGUCUCAUCUUGGCCGCUCGCAUCGCUCCCAACGAAACCUCAUCAGUAGCAGUGAUUCAAAGACGAUAAAAUUUCUACUCAAGCUAACGACCAAAAGUUACUUCGAAUCUCUCAAGUAUGAAAUCGAUUGUAUCAAAGAGAACGACCGCAAGACACAGGAUCAAACCACCUCCCACGCCUAUUCGAUUAUGACGCUCAUUAACAAAGGGGCGGAGUUUGAUCGAAAGAUGGAAGAUUUGCGCCAGCAAAAUGCUAAACUUUUGCUCGAGUCUCAAGAGAAGGAUCAAUCCCAGCAAGAGACGGUGUAUGCGAUAACAACUGAACUGAAUGAAAUUAAAUCCGUUUGCAACCUUCUUUUGAAGAACAUCGAAAAAGAUCACGAGCUUCAUGUUCUGGCCAAAAAACUUCGCAAAUCCGACAAGUUCGACUCCAAAACAUGUCAAAUGUUGAAAACUCAUCUUCGCAAACCGAUCAACGUGAAUGGCAACCCGAACAAGUCGCAAUCAAAAUUAGUUCGUAAUAAGAAAUCGGUCGCGUCAGUCGCUUCCAAAGCAAGAAGCGAUAAUCUGCUGUCUUCGAAAAAAUCCAAAGGAUCACGCCAUUCGUUGGCCAGACAAAAAAGUGACUGGUCGUUGCUCACCAGUCUGUCGUCGAUUUCGACUGCUUCUGAUUUACUAUCGGACAUUGAGAUAACCACGGAUAAGAAGAGUGAAACGACACAUAAAUCACCGGCACCUUCCAUCGUCAGCGGCAAAUCGGAACGACAAAAUCAAGCAGAGAAACAAUGCAGAAUUGAUCAAGUUCAGAGGAAAGGUAAUAGAUCAUGUCUGAUGAGGAUGCUAUUCUGCGGCAUUAAGGACUCUAAAAAGGAACCGAAACAACAAUGAAAACGAACAUAAAAAUUUUAAAGCUAUAUUUGUAAUAUAUUAUGGUUGGGUAAUCAAGCUGCCACAAGCGAA